Terrapene triunguis (Three-toed box turtle) is the source of this 1092-nucleotide messenger RNA. Its product is annotated as N-formyl peptide receptor 2-like. Gene Ontology annotation, cellular component: plasma membrane. The record is from RefSeq and is a predicted model, not a curated record. The transcript has a single exon. NCBI's taxonomy places the organism in Eukaryota, Metazoa, Chordata, Testudines, Emydidae. Gene Ontology annotation, biological process: phospholipase C-activating G protein-coupled receptor signaling pathway; complement receptor mediated signaling pathway; inflammatory response. Bases 1 to 1092 code for a protein of 363 amino acids. Gene Ontology annotation, molecular function: N-formyl peptide receptor activity; complement receptor activity.
AUGGAGGAGACCUCAACCUUCCAGCUCCCCUGGGCCCACCCCAUCUUUCCAUAUGUGAACAGCACCUUCAGGAAUCCCUACCAGCACGGAGAAGAGAAUGGAGCCCAGCGUGAAUGGGUAGGAGUUCUCUUUGCCAUCCUCUUCGGUCUGGGAUUCCUACUCGGAGUAAUGGGCAAUGGCCUGGUUAUCUUCAUUGCCAGCUUCCGGAUGACGAAGACGGUGGUCUCUAUCUUGUACCUCAACCUGGCCGUGGCCGACUUCAUCUUCACCUCCUUCCUCUCCAUUGAGGUGGCCUAUGCAGCGCUGAACUUCCACUGGCCCUUUGGCCAGACACUGUGUAAGAUCCACAGUGCAGUGUCCUUUCUCAACCUUUUCGCCAGCGUCUUCCUCCUCACCGUCAUCAGCAUCGACCGCUGCAUCUCUGUGGCCUGGCCGGUCUGGGCCCAGAACCACCGCUCCCCCCGGCUGGCUUUCUGGGUGGCUGUGGCUGUUUGGCUUGCAGCUCUGGCUCUCAGUGCACCAUAUAUCAUUUUCCGGGACAUUAGGAGCUUCCCGCUUGAAGGGGACAACACCAUCUGCUACAACAACUACAUCCCAAUGGGAAACUUCACUAGUGAGGAGGUGGCCAUGUUGUGGAAGCAUCGACACCAGGCCAUGGUGCUCACCUGCUUUGUUGCUGGGUUCUUGGUGCCGUUUGCCAUCAUCCUGACCUGCUACGGCGUCAUGGUGGCCAAACUGAUGAGGAACCAUCUGGUGCACUCUGGCAGGCCCUACAAGAUCAUGGUGGCCGUGGUGACGGCCUUCUUCCUCUGCUGGUUCCCCUACCACCUCUCUACCCUAUUGGCCAUGUCAGCCAAAGGGGUGAAUCCAGCAAUACAGGUGCUCCUUGAUGUCGCGCUUCCCUUGGCCUACCUGAACAGCUGCCUCAACCCUGCCCUGUAUGCCUUCAUGGGCUGGAGCUGCAAGGACACGCUGUGGUGCUCCGUGGUCUUGGCCUUCCAGAGGGCCUUCAGUGAGGCUGAGAACCAGGUCACCCUCCCCAGAAAGAGCCAGGACAGCAGUAGAUCAGAGGUGGAAUUGCCCCCCUUAUGA